AUGGGACCGAAAUGGGUGUGCGACGGGGAGCCAGACUGUCUGGACGGGAGCGACGAACGACAGAACUGUGAGGUGAAAGAGUGCCAGGGCGAGGAGUUCCGGUGUUUGAAGUCGGGUCGUUGCUUGCCGGCUAUCUAUCGGUGUGACCGCGAGCCGGACUGUGGAGAAGACGCUCACGGGAAUGUCGACAUUUCUGAUGAAGACCCGGAUAUGUGUGGUUCUCCCCUCGCCUGCCCCCCAAAUACCCACCGAUGCCUGACCGUCCAGAGUUGCGUCCCGUUGGAAAAGUUUUGCAACCGCCAAAAGGAUUGUCGUGACGGAAGCGACGAGGGCCCUUUCUGCGACUCGGGCUUCAUCCCGGUGUGCAGCCAGAACUGCCAGAACGUGGCCAAUACCAACACGUCCACGCCGAAGUUUGAGUGUUCGUGCAGCAAUGGUUUCGAAUUAAAAGACGGGAAUCGUUGCGAACCCAUUAAUGGCCAAGCCUCCUGGAUGUUGCUGGUCAGCGAGGGCGAAGUGAGGAUGCGCCAAAUGUCCGGGCUGCACGGCCGCGACGAGGAUAGGCAGUAUAAGAAAUUUAAUUUCAAUGCCUUCGACGUGGACGUUCGUAAAAAGUCGGUCUGCUACAUCUACAACCGACUCAACGAUGCGGAUUUCGGGUCGGUCGGCGUCAGCGACGAGUCGGUAUUUGAAUGCGCCCCGUUCGACGCGUCGACGGGCGACAUCAGCAAGCCGACGAUCACUAUUGCCUCGCAAAGCUAUGAAUUGACAGGCGUAACGAGCAUGAGACUCGAUUGGAUUUCUAGAAAUUGGUACUUUGUCGACGCCGCUUCGAGGGUGAUCAUCUUGUGCAAAGAGGGCGAUUUUUCCUCCUGCAAAACCAUCGUGCACAACGGGCUCGACAAGCCGGCUGCGAUGGUCGUUGACCCGAUGGCCGGCUACUUUUUCUAUGCCGACAAUGGGGCAAAACGGACGGGAAUCUGGCGUUUCGACCUUGAUGGGCAAAAUCGGAAGAACAUGGUCGAUAAGGCGGUUGUUCUGCCAAGAGGUUUAACCCUUGAUUUGAACACGAAGACCCUCUACUAUCUCGACGCCUACUUGGAAUCCAUUCGGGCCGUUGAUUAUGAAAUGAAAGGAAAAUCAAGGCUCGUAGUGGCCGGAAAAACGCUGAAAUCGAUGAACAGCAUGCUCAUUUUUGGCUCGCACCUCUACUUGGUCGGGCGGAACAAAAUCGCCGAGUACGACGUGAUGAAGGAUGAGAAACAGCGCCCCGCCCUCUACGACAGCUACAGCUUUGACGACUCGGCGCACUCGCUUUACGUGGUCGAUUCGACGAUACAACCGGAAACUGAAAGCCCAUGCACCAAAGCCAGCAGUAUCUGCUCAUCGAUUUGCAUCACAGCCCGCAAAAACGGAAAAGACGGACAGAUCGGAACCCGAUGCCUAUGCCCGGAAGGAUACACAAAUCGCAACGGAAGGUGCGAAAUUGGGGGUGUGAAUGAUCCGCUGCUGAUUUUUGCCCGAAUCCGGCCGGCCAGACUCUCAAACUGUGAAGGACUGGCUUUCGAGUGGACUUCCGGCAAUAUCUAUUACACCGAUCAAGGACUUCGACAAAUCGGCGUAUUUUCCACGCGAGACCCAAAGCUGAGAAAGGUGCUCUUCAGCGACGGACUUCGAAAUCCAAGAUCGAUCGCGGUGCAUCCGAUGAAAGGAUACCUCUUCUUCUCGGACUGGUCGGAGAACCCAGAAAGCAAGGCGAAGAUCGAGCGCGCGAAGCUGGACGGCAGCCAAAGAAAGGAGUUGAUCAUCUCCAGAAUACAAUGGCCGAACGGGUUGGCCAUCGAUUAUGAGAACGAUUUCCUGUAUUGGUGUGACGCCUUCUUCGCACAUAUUGAGCGCGUUAGGCCGAAUGGGUCGGAUCGACAGCUCAUCGUCUCCUCCAGCUGGGCCAAUCAUCCAUAUGGCAUUUCCGUCUUUAACGGCUUCAUCUUUUGGUCAGACUUCAAGGAGGGCGUCAUCCGGCGGGCUCGCCUGUCCAACGACCCGAAAAAUGCGACCGACGUCGUGACGGUGUACGACGAGACAUCGCCCAUUUUUGAACUGCAGAUCUACGAUCAAGGGCUGCAAAAGCAAACAUCAGCCUGCUCGAAGGACAAUGGAGGCUGCGAGCAGCUUUGCUUCCCGAUGGGCUGCAAGGGGACCGUCGGAUGCGAGCCGGGAAAGUGUGGAUGUGUGGACGGGUGGAAGACGGAUCCGGGAAAUCGUAAGAAAUGUAUUGCCGAUCCCGACUUCAAGCCGAAGCCCUUCUGCAGCGAGGCCCUAUUCAAAUGCGCGCGGCAGCAGAAAUGCAUCGACAAAUCACGAGUCUGCGAUGGGGAAGAUGACUGUGGGGAUGGUAGCGAUGAAGACCCAGCGACGACGUGCAAGGACUUCAAAUGCCUUGACGGCAGGGAUUUCAAAUGCGACGGCACGCUGUGCAUCGACCAGAAAUGGGUGUGCGACGGUCGUGUAGAUUGCGGCGAUCGCUCGGACGAAGAUCCGACGAGGUGUAAAUACAAGAAAAUCGACUGUCCCACGAAUCACUUCUCAUGCUCCACGUCGCAGCGCUGCAUCCCGCAAUCAUGGGUCUGCGACGGGCAGUAUGAUUGUGGAAAUGGUGAUACCUCGGAUGAGAACAGCACGGAGUCACGAAAAGCCGGCACGAACAUCUGCAAGGCUUCGCAAUUCAAAUGCAACAACGGCAAAUGUCUCUCAAUGCGAUAUGUUUGUGAUGGGGUAGCGGAUUGUCGUGACGGCAGCGAUGAGAUGAACUGUGAACAGGAGUGCGUCCCCGGUCAUCAAUUCCAAUGUGGCCCCGGCCAACCAUGCUUGUCGGCCAGCUUCCGGUGCGAUGGCUUCAGCGAUUGCCCGGAUGGUAGCGACGAGCAGAACAGCAUCUGUCCAUCGCUUGUCCUCUUCGAUAAUCGCGAUGGCUGCCCAACAAACCUAUUUACGUGCUCGCGCACCGAAUGCAUUCGGCCGCACUUGGUGUGCGACGGAAAACAGGACUGUCAGAAUGGGAAGGACGAGGAUGGAUGCGCCAUCUCAUCCAAGUCGAACCCACAGCGCUGCUUGGAACCGAAUUUCCUCUGCAAGAACGACACCGCCUUCACCUGUUUGCCACCGGAACGGGUCUGCGACCUGAACCCCGACUGCCCAAAUGGGGAUGACGAGGGAUUGCUUUGUGGAGAGAGGAUGUGUCUGCGCGGGUUCUUGUGCGAGCAAAAAUGCUUCGACCGCCCGACCGGAUACACGUGCUCUUGUGACGACGGAUUUGCCCUGGAUUCGGAUGGGAAGACCUGUACAAGAUCUGACCCGUGCGCCUUUGGAUCAUGUUCUCAACUCUGCAAAGCACAGGGUAGUCGCCCGUAUUGUUAUUGUGCGAACGGGUAUGAGAUGAAAAGUGAUCGCUUCACCUGCAAAGCCUCAGACGCUUCCCCGCAACCGUUCCUGCUUUACACGAAUCGGCAUGAGAUCCGAAUGCUGCUCUCUGGAACCUCAGCCUCUGUACCAUUGAUGUCAUCAAUGCGCAAUGCCAUUGCUAUCGAUUACUACUACACGGACGAUGAUAAUAUCACGUUAUUCUGGACGGACAUCGCCAUGGAUUAUAUCUAUUCUGGGGAUUUAAUCAAUAAAGUGCUGCUCAACGCGCGCCCUAUCGUAAAAUACGGAGUGUGGACGGCUGAAGGACUCGCGGCCGACUGGCUCGGGAAGAACAUCUACUGGGUCGACAGCUUCUUGGACCAGAUCGAGAUGGCCUCCUUUGACGGGAGCAUGCGAACCACCGUGCUUCGGGGCGAUAUGUACAACUUGCGGGCCCUCGCCCUCGAUCCGAAGAAGGGGCUCAUGUUCUGGACUGAUUGGGAGGAAUCCCGGCCUCGAAUCGAGCGCGCAACGAUGGCAGGCAACCAGCGGAAAGUCAUCUUUUCGGUAAAAGACGUCAAAAACGGCGGCUGGCCGAACGGAAUUACGGUAGACCCGAUCGUGGAGCGUCUUUAUUGGCUUGACGCCAAAUCCGACAGCAUCCACACGAUCGACUAUGAUGGGAAAGGCCACGUCGAGGUGCUGAGGGAUAGCAUCCAUCUCGCACAUCCCUUUUCGAUCUCCCUGUUCGAGGGGGAUGUCUAUUGGACGGAUUGGCGGAUUAUGGCCAUCGUUAGGGCCAACAAAUGGAACGGGACCCGGGUCCAGAUCAUCGAGUCGACAUUCUCGCAGCCGUUUGAUUUGAAGAUUGUGCAUCGAUUGAGACAACCGAGAAGCGAACGCAGCAACCCGUGCGCUUCCGGAAAUGGCUGUUCCCACCUAUGCCUACUUGACGGUAUUCGUGGCCGUAAAUGCGCAUGCCCGCAUUUGAUGCGGCUCGACAAGGACAAUCAGACAUGUCUUGCUGUAGAGCGGACACUGUUCUUCUCGUCGAACAGCUCGGUUUGGGCCCUCGACUUGGCCCCGCCCAACAAUCCAGUCUUCCCCAUCAUUGGGAUGAGGGGCCAUGAACCUAUUCGAUGCCUUACCAGCAACAACCACUCGAUCUUCUACGUCGACACCCGAAGAAAGUCGGUUUCACGGGUCUCGUUGACCUCGAACGAUGGGGAACAGCCCGUGUGGACCGGCGGCGAAGUGGAGAACAUCAUCUGGGUGACACACCACCCGAGUUUGCCCCUCCUCUUCUACGUGACGAACAAGACCGAUGGGACGCAUAUCAUCUCCGUCACCGACUCGUUUGGAAAUUUUAGGCGAGUACUGGCGACGAGCCGUGAGCAGCCGGUAAUGAAAAACGCGUUCAGCCUGACGGUCGUCUCCGACAAGGAGGCCGAACUGUUGAUGCUCGAGACACCGGAAGGGAACUGGGCCCUAGACCUUAAAGCCGAGGUGUUGCGGAAGAAGUGGCCAGACUCGGAGGAGAGCCAGCGGAACCAUUGUGGGAAUCUGACGCUGGAGGAUUGCAUCCGGAGGGCCGGAUGGGCAAAGUUCGAUUGGCGUGCGCUUCGCGUGUUCGAAGUGGAGAACGGGACACUGGUCGCCUACAAGGGCUACGGUAAUUACCGUAUCCCCGACACCUCUGUCGCCCCAAUACCUAUGCCAAUCAACGGGCCAAUCGAUGGGCUAAUGGUGCACUACCAGAUCCAGAACGACUACGAUCGCCUCAAUAUCGACGGCUGCAAAAAGGCGGCUUGCGCCCAUCACUGUAUCCCCAUCUACAAGGAGAAGAAGGUGGUCACCUAUCAGUGCGUCUGCUCAAACGGAUACAGAGAAGAGGGACCGAACUGCUUGCCGCAGUUGAACAUGCUCGUCUACAUCACCGACAACUAUCAAGUACGGACGAUGUCUAUCGACGAUCCAACGUCCCCCCUCGAUCCAAUCCUCCUGAAUCCCACCGUGACCGCAAAGAAAAUCCAUAACCUAGCCAUCGACGCCGUACGCGACGUCAUCUACCUGUACGCCGGGGAGAAGAAUGAAUUAUGGAGGAUCGAUAGACAAACAUCAACCUACAAGCUCUUAAUCGGCCCCGGCGCCCAGCGGAUCACCUCCCUGGAUGUAGAUGAGGUUUCCGGCCUUCUGUUUGCCGGAUUCCGAUUGACGGCAAAUUCGGGGUUGAUCCAAGUCGUCAACCCGGUGAACGGGACGACGCUGGCAAUUCUGAAAGACGAGGAAAGGGCUCCGGCAAAUGUGAAGGUCGACGCGGAGGCCGGGUACGUCUUCUGGAGCUCGAACGGCACCGUGAAGAGGGCCAACCUUGACGGCACGGAGAUGGCCAUCAUCCGCCGGAAGCCUGUGGAAGCAUUUGCCGUCGAUGGAAAACGCUUGUACUUUGUCACCUCAGAAAAGUCAGCCAUCGACUCGAUCGAUUACGACGGGAGGGAAGAGGAGAAAAGUGUGCACUCGUACUUGCCGCAGACGUCGGCCAUCCGAAUAGCUUUCGACACGAGAGCUGGGAAGACUGUCUUCUACGAACGUGGACGCACCAACGGCAGCUUUGUCAUCGGUGAGGGGGCCUCUGAGCAGCGAAUCUAUCUUGGGAAACCAAGGCUGUUGGAAGUGAGGGUCUUCGCCAAGUCGGAGGUGGUGAAGAAGAAUGGAUGUGCGGCAGCCGGAUGUGAACAUCUUUGUCUAUGGGCUAGAAAGCCGGUGUGUGCAUGUUGGAGCGGAAAGGUUGAGGUGGAAACUGGACGGUGUGUAGACCACGACGCCUUCCUGGUGUUCUCGCGCGCCCGGUCGCUGAACUUCCUGCAGAUCCAGGACUCGAAGUGGACAAUUAACCACCCGAAAUUUGCACAUCCCCCUCUCGCCGAGCCGUCGUUGAUCAGAAACGCGGCGUCGGUUGCGGUGGACGUGGAUCGGGACCGAAUUUUCUAUUCUGAUUUGGUAUUGAGACGGAUUAUGGUCUCGGCUGUUGAUGGGAGCGACGCGUAUCCGAUUGUUGAAGGCGUCUCCGGAAUCGAGGCCAUCUCUCUCGACACCCUCAACCGUUACAUCUAUUACACCACCUCAACCCCACCGGCCAUCUGGCGCGUGCCCGUCUUAGAGGACGACCCCGACAAGACCCCAAAAAGACCCGAGCUCCUCCUCAUGCUCUCCGUUAGCGAUAAACCGCGCGGGAUUGCCGUCCACCCCUGCCGGAUGCUGAUCUUCUUCACGAAUUGGCAGCCGCAGCAGCCGGCCGUCGAGCGCGUCUACUUCAGCGGUUACAAGCGCGAGCGGAUCAUCACCGAGAAUCUGGUCUCGCCCAGUGCGAUUGCGGUCGACUUCGCAGCCGACAAGCUGUACUUCACGGAGGCGCAGACCGGGACAAUUCAGAGGGCUGAUUUCGAUGGGACACAUCGGGAAACGGUGCUCACAAAUUCGAACACGACGGAGCGGAAGAAUUCUCAUCCUUAUGCGCUGGCGAUUCUGGACGAUACGAUCUACUUCAGUGAUUGGUUCCAGAGGGCGAUCAUCCGUAUCAACAAGUUGGACGGCGGGAACCGCAAGAUCGUCUACCAGAAUAUGUCCGACCAACCGAUGGGCAUGGAUGUUUGGAACGUCAAACGAGAGCCGAUUUGUACCAAUGAUCCUUGCGACGGCGCCGACCUGAGAUGUGGUGAUCUUUGCCGGCUUUCCGCCGAGGGUGUCCCCCAUUGUGCGUGCAACGGCGAGCGUACCCUCAACGCGGACAACCGCACCUGCUCCGGUGACCUCUACGCCUCAAAGUGUGCUCUCAACGAAUUCCUGUGCGCCAAAAGCGAGCGCUGCAUCCCGUACGAGGAGACAUGCGACGGUGUGCGUGAAUGCCCGGAUGGUGAAGACGAACAGGUCGACUUCUGCUUCGAUCGCACGUGUCGCGAUGGCUAUUUCUCAUGCGGCGAUGGACUCUGCGUGGACUUGACGAAAAAGUGCGACGGGAAAAACGAUUGCCCGAGCCGGCGUGAUGAGAUGCAGUGCGAGUGCUCGAGUCGACAGUUCCGAUGCGAGACCGGGGAAUGUCGUCCGCUGACCGACCGCUGCAACUUUGUCAAAGAUUGUCUGGACGCGAGCGACGAGAAGGGGUGUCCGAAAUCGAAUUGUUCGCUAGAAACGUUUGGGAUGGCGAGGCUGAUCAACUGCGAGCGGACGACACAGUGUAUUCAAGCUGCUUGGCUGUGUGAUGGUAGUGACGAUUGUUGGGAUGGAUGGGAUGAAGAAGAGUGCUUUGAACAUCUACUCCCCGUCCCGAAGCGACCGACCCCAACUAGCCGCCCGUGCGAUGCGUCCGAAUUCAAGUGCAAGCUGACCGGGUCGUGCAUCAACCGUGGCUGGGUAUGCGACGGUCAGACCGACUGCGCGGACGGCAGCGAUGAAGCCGACUGCAAGAACGCGAAGACCUGCCCGGGCUUCCAGUGCACUUCCACCAAAAAGUGUCUGACCAUCGACCGGAAGUGCGACGGGAAGAAGGACUGCGAGGGCGGGGAAGACGAGGCGGGCUGCGACGACGAGUGCACGGCCGAUAGUUUCAACUGCACCAACCACCGCUGCAUUCCAAUGUCGUGGCGAUGCGACGGCACUGACGAUUGUCGCGACGGCGGGUCGGGCGCGGGAUCCGACGAGAAGAACUGCAAGACGCCGGAUACGAGAUUUUUUGCUUGUAAGCCGAACGAGUUCCGGUGCGGGAACGGGUCGGACGUGCAGCUGAUGCCGGCGAUUACGCAAUGCAUUCCAAAGUCGUAUAUCUGCGACGGGUUUCCGGACUGUCGCGACGCAACUGACGAACGAGGGUGUAGUAACCGGGAUUGCUCGACAUGGGAAUUCAGAUGCGACAGCGGCCAAUGUAUCCCCCGUAACUGGACGUGCAACGGCAUCUCGGACUGUGCCGAUCGGACUGAUGAAGCCGAUGCUACAUGUUUGGGGCCUAGGCGGGGCCAAUGUUCGGCUGGACAACACCACUGCGACAAUGGGAUCUGCAUUGAUUCGGCCCUGCUGUGCGACAAGAACAAUGACUGUGGCGACUGGUCAGACGAGAAGAAAUGUGGCGUCAAUGAGUGUCUUAGAAGUUCCCCAUGCCAAGAAGGUUGCCGCGACCUUAAGGUGGGCUACGAGUGCUUCUGCGUACCACCUCGACGACUCUCGAUGGAAGACCGCGUAUCAUGCACCGAGUCCGACCCGUGUGCCCUCGCCAACUGCACCCAGGGCUGCGUCGUCAAGGGCGAGAGACCUCUCUGUCUCUGCGCUUCCGGCUACACGCUAACCCCAGACGGGAAAAGCUGCAAGCACAAGGACGCGGUGAACGCUGAGCUGCUGCUCGUGACACGGCAUCGACUCGUACUACUCGACAUGAACGGUAAUGAGAAGGCAGUGUUGUUGACGAACAUCACCAAUGGGGUGGCAAUCGACUACGACUUCCGGAGCAGUCGCGUCUAUUGGAGUGACGUGGCGGCGGGGAAGAAGUUUGGGUUUAUGGGCAUGUACGCCCAGCCGAAGAGCUACAAACUAUUGGCGGGGAUCAGCAGUCGGAGUCCGGAUGGGUUGGCGAUCGAUUGGCUGGGGAAGAAUUUGUAUUGGGCGGAUAAAGAGGAUGACAGCAUCAAUGUUGUUGAUAUGAAGGGAAUGUAUCGGAGGAGUUUAUUAAAGGGCCGCCCCCUCCAAGAACCACGUGCCAUCGUCGUCGACCCAAUCGAGGGCAUCCUCUUCUGGUCGGACUGGGGAGAUCGAGCUCAUAUCGGCCGGAUGGGGAUGGACGGCUCGGCACUAAAGAUCAUUCUGGACACCAGCCUGCGCUGGCCGAACGCGCUGGCGUUAGACGCCCCCGCGAAGCGGCUCUUCUGGGCCGAUGGAAUGCUCGACUACAUUGGAUCCUGUGACUAUUGGGGAAAGGAGCGUCGCGUCGUGAUGACCAAGCCGAUUCGACACAUCUUUGGGCUGACGCUGUUCGAGGAUUUCAUCUACUGGACCGAUUGGAACAAUAGGACCGUUGAGAGGGCGCAUAAGCUCACGGGGGAGGAGCACAAGGUUUUGUUGCAGGUGCAACACCGCCCUAUGGGCAUCAAGGUCAUCCACCCACUUCUGCAGCUCGUCGGCCAAGAAGCCGAUAAGCAUCCCUGUAAAGAUCGCCUGACAUGUGACAACCUAUGUGUGCCCAAGGGAAAGAACGAUUACAUCUGUCAGUGUGCCGAGGGCUUCAAGGCCGAGGGGACGGCGUGCACGUCGAGUUGUAAGAAAAGCGACUUCGUCUGCCACAACGCCUACAAGUGUCUGCCAUUCUGGUGGAGAUGUGAUGGUCAGGAUGACUGCGGGGAUGGCGAAGACGAACUGUACCACAUCAGCGGAGCGUGUCCGGAAUUCAGAUGCGAGCCGGGGCAGAUGCAGUGCAGCCAGCCGCGGAUCAUCUACCCGCGUGGGGACACGACACCGGCUACAGUGGCGCUGAACGCUACGUGCCUGUACUCCUCACAAAUAUGUGAUGGUACGAAUGAUUGCCCGCUCGGAGAUGAUGAGUCACCAGAGCUUUGUUCCGCAUACGAAUGUCACGAGUCGCAAUUCAAAUGUCCGAACGGCACGAAAUGCCUCCCAGUGACAGCUGUAUGUGAUGGACAUGAUGACUGCGGGGAUGGAAGUGAUGAGAAGGAUUGUGAAAAACUCCUCUCCAAUUGUGGCACCCAGCACUUUGCCUGCACCAAUGGCAAGAGCGGCCAGGUGGAGCGGUGCAUCUCCAGAUCCUGGAUCUGCGACGGGGAGAAAGACUGCCCGAACGGCGAGGACGAGCCUCCGACCUGCAACACACGACAGUGCGAGGCAGCUCAAUUUCGGUGCUCCAGCGGAAAGUGCAUCCCGAAGACCUGGAGAUGUGACGGCCAGAAUGACUGCCUCGAUGCCAGCGACGAGAAGGGCUGCGACGAGAGGAAGCCGGGAAAAUGCAACCCAAGCCAAUUCCAGUGCGUCGGAAGCGAGAAGUGCAUCGCACAAAAUUGGGUUUGCGACGGGGAGCAAGACUGUCUGGAUGGGUCGGAUGAGACGGAUUGCGAAACCGAGACACUGCCCGACUGCGACCUGGGAAACUUCAAGUGUCUGGACGGUCGCAAAUGCAUCCUAGCACGCGAGAAAUGCGACGGCAAGCUAGACUGCGACGACUCGAGCGAUGAGCUGGAGUGCCCGGCCUGCACCAACGGCACAUUCCACUGCACGUACCCCUCGUCAAAGUGUAUCGCGCCGGAGAAGUUCUGCGACGGCAUCAUCGAUUGUCCCGACUUCAGCGAUGAGAGCUAUUGCCAUUGUGAUGAUAAUAAGGACGCAAAAGUCGGGGAGGAGCCAAAGUGGCUGCGCUGUUUCGAGGACGACAAAUCCCCGACGGAGGCCAAGAUUUGCAUAGCCGGCGAUCGAUUCUGUGAUGGGGUUCCGGAUUGCCCGAAUGGACACGACGAAGACCCGAAGACUUGCGAGCGUCACACUUGCCCCUCCGGGUAUUUGAGAUGUCGAAACGGGAGCCAAUGCUAUCCGCAGAGUGGCCAUUGUGAUGAGAUUCCGGAUUGUCCGGAUGGAAGUGAUGAAGAUCCACACUUUUGUGACUCGAAAUGCGCGGGGAGGAUGAGAUGCGCAAACGGGCGGUGCAUACCUUAUUAUCGGUUAUGUGAUGGGAAUGACGAUUGUGGCGAUGGAAGUGAUGAGCGGCAUUGUGGCAACUCACCGUGCGAACGUUUCGGCACCUGCUCCCAGUUGUGCGUCGAAGAAAAAGCGGAACUCGGCCAUCGCUGCGCCUGUGCCCCCGGCUACACGAUGAGCUCGGCCAGUCUGGGGCGUUGUAAAGCCGACGGCAAACGAAAAGCCGAAGUGUAUUUCAUGGACGGGAACGCGCUGCGGCGCGUCGAGCAUACCGAAAGCCUAACACGCAUCCACAGCGAGCUGUUGCGCAUCGGGCGCCGGUACCCGGUUUCCGAUUUUGAUGUCGUUUUCUUGGAUGCUGAUGCCCCGCCCGUUUAUGUGUGGAUUGACGUGUUUGCCGGGCAGGUGAAGCACGGCCAGUUCGACGACUUCAUCGCCGCCGAAGCGAAACGUGGGCGUCGCGACCUGGCGGAAGAGUCCGACCAGCUAAUGCCGCUCGUCGAUCUCCCGAAAGCCCGAGGGCUCGAUGCCUUCCACCAAGAGGCCCCUUCACUUGCCGUCGACUACAUCCACCGUAACGUCUACGUCGCCCACAUGGCCAUCACGUUCACCGACGCGAAGAGCCUGAUCUCCAUCGCCCCACUCAGCGAGCCGAAUCGAUUGAUUCCGGUCGUCGAAUACCAUCUGGAAAGCGUGACGUCGUUGGCCGUAAAUCCGGUGGCAAAGAAGCUUUGCUGGACCGUCCUUCGCCCCUACCCUGCAAUCGAGUGCUCAGACUUGGGCGGAGGGCAGAGGAACACCUUGAUUCUCGAUGACCUGUACGCGCCCGACUCGCUGGUGUUUGACGUGCCCAACGACCGACUCUAUUGGACUGACUUUAAAAAGUCAACGAUCGAGACGAUUCGAAUUGAUGGAAAAGACCGUCGCGUACUGGAAAAAUACCCGCACGGCCACGACCGUCCCUACAAACUCGACGUCUUCGAGGACUACAUCUACGUCUACGGUCGGCCCCUCGGCACCUUCUGGCGCACCGCCAAGUUCAUCAAGGACGACAGUCUCUUCCACUACAAGACCAACAAGCACGACAUUGGCCUCGCGAAAAAAUGCACGCAUCUGAACGUGAUGCACGGCAAAGACGCACCGUGCGGCCCGAACAUUUGCCACAACGGCGGUGUCUGCAUCGACAAGGUGUACGGCCUCUGCGAGUGUCCGGGUGGCAUUGGCGGAAAUUCGUGUGAAUGGGAUCCGUGUGAGAAUGCGUGUCUCAACGGCGGUGUCUGUCGCUUGGAGCGGAAGAGAUCGUUUUCGAGCUUCGAACCGACCUGCAUAUGCCCGUACGACUUUGCCGGGCGGCGCUGCGACCGCUACAAGUGCACCGGCUACUGCCUACACGGCCUCUGCUCCGUUCACAACGAAACCGGACUCCCGAAGUGUCGCUGUGAGGUCGGCUGGAGCGGGCGUACGUGUGAUAUCAAGGAGACGAACUGUGACCACGAUUUCUGCUUCAACGGCGGAUCAUGUAGAAUGGAUGGGGAUGGAUAUCCACUUUGCGAUUGCCCUAAGGAAUAUCAUGGCCGCCGCUGCGAGAACUGCAACACGUACGCCGGGGAGAACCUGGUGUGCAUGAACGAGGGGCGAUGCCGAAAUCGCGACAAGUGCACGUGUCCGUCCGGCUGGUCUGGUGCGACCUGUGAGGUCGACCUGUGCAUCGGGUACUGUAAGAUGGGCAGCUGGUGCGUACACAACACUACCUCGCCCAACGGGCUGGAGUGCCGGUGCCGAGAUGUGGAUAAGAACCCAGCCGGUGGCAAAUGUUCUCCAAUCUGCGCGCAACGACGGAAUUGGUGCAAAAACGGAGGGGAAUGCGUGGAUCUGCCCGACUAUUCCUCCUAUUGCCAAUGUCCACCCAAGUGGGGCGGUCCGCGUUGCGAGGAGCCGCGCGGAUGCGACGAUUUCUGCGCCCAGUCGAGCCAAUGUGUCGAUAGGAAUGUGACGCACUGGGAGUGCCGAUGUUCGCGCGGCUUCUCGGGGGACCGCUGCGAUACGUUUGACGGUUGUUCACCUCCAUGCCAGAAUGGGGGAACUUGUCGAAGGGAUGGAAAAUCGAACAAUGGCGUCUGUCAAUGCCCAAAAGGGCUGGGGACUAACGACUGCUCCCUCGUCACGGCCCAGUCGUGCGGCCAACUUGAGUGUGCAAAUGGCGGAAUCUGCACGUCCAGAGGGCCAUCUUGCAUCUGUCCCCUCGGCUGGGCGGGGCUCGUAUGCAGGACCCCGUCAUGCGAUGGCCUGUGCGUUAACGGCGGCCAGUGUGUCACGUCUGAGAAUCGAGCAAUGUGCAGAUGCUCCGCGAAGUACGUGGGCUCUCGCUGUCAGUACGAGUUGAUCCGGCAGCCGGCCGAGGAGACCGACCAGAGUCGUUUCUUGAUCGUCUACCUGCCCCUUGCCCUCGUGUUCUGUCUGGCUGGCUUUCUACUGUACAUGGUAUUCAUGCGUAGUGACCGCUUGCGCCAAUUCGCGCAAUUCUCGCGGGCCCGCAUGGUGGAGGAGGGCGGGGAUACGGCGCUCGAGGAAUUCCAUAACAACCCAGUUUUCGAUCCUAACGACGCUCCGGACGGCAAUGAACAGCGCCGGCUGGUUACUAGAGAAAAUUCGGACACGUUCUGCAACCCGGCUUUCGAGGAGGACGUCUACAACGAUACGGUAAUCCGGGGCGGCCGCGAGCAGGCCCAGCUUAUCCCCGGAACCUCGGAACUACGCGCCAACACC
Molecule: messenger RNA, 13851 nt
Organism: Mesorhabditis spiculigera
Lineage: Eukaryota; Metazoa; Nematoda; Chromadorea; Rhabditida; Rhabditidae
Source: the annotation of a GenBank genome assembly